UGUUGGCAGAUAAAUUGAGGUGCAUUCAUAUUUCAAGUGAAAGAAAAGGAAAGAGAGGGGGGAGGGAGGGGAAGCGAGAGACUGUCCUGUGUCUCUGGGAAAUAGAGAGGAAUGAGGGGGAAAAAAAACUCCCCCAACUCCUCAGGCAAGCCCCAACACACAGCUGUACAAGCACAGAGAAGGAGAUCUGAACACACAGAGCAAGAGAGCGAGAGAGAGAGAGAGAGAGAGAGAGAGAUCUAAAUACAGAGAGAGAUUUGACCACGACGAGAGAACUGAACACUGAGAGAGAGGGAGAGAGGAGGCGAGAACUAAACAUAGACAAAGAUUUAACCACAAACAGAGAGAGCUAUCUGAAGACUUAUCAUAGAGAGAAAGAAAGGAAGAGAAAAAGAGAGAGAGAGAGAGAGAGAGAGAGAGAGAGAGAGAGAGAUCUGAUCAGAGAAAGCAAUCAAUAGUUGUCCUUGAAUGGAGUUGAAGAGAAUCUGGGAGUUGAGGUUUUGAGCCGGAGACAGAAGUGUGUUCUUGUGGAUCUGUAUGCAUGUGUGUGAUGGCCGUGGAGCUGAUCGGGACGAGCCUGAGUGUGUGUGAAGCCCCGAAGACCGAAGAGGAAGGCUGAGGAUGAAUUACGGAUACGCGCGCUAAUCAUAAUGAGCGGAGAUGUUCUCUAGCUGAGCUCUUUCACAUCGUACAAGUCUCCGCUUCUAAAUUUCCGCACGUGUGUGUGUAUGAGUGUGUGUGUGUUGGAGCGCAUGGCCGUGGGCAGGCUGGUGCUGGUGGCCGUUGCCGUGGCGCUGGUGUCACUGGUGCUGAACGUGGUGGCGGCGCUGGGCUCGGGCUGGACUCUGCAGGAGCUGGACGGGGGACGCAAGCGCAGCGUGGGGCUCUGGAAGAUGUGUAUGCAUGAUACGGAUACACACACGCAGUCACAAGCCCCCGUCACCAGCCCACCCUGCCAGACCCUCGGCUGGGGAGCCGACCUCGCGGGAAAGAUGGAGUCACACAACACUGUCAAACUUCAGUUCGACAUGAUGCGGGCGUGUAACCUGAUGGCGACGGUGGCUCUCACUCUGGGUCAGCUCAUCUUCCUGCUGGGGAUUCUGAAGAUAAAGUGCAUUACCCAGGAUUCCCCUUGGUGGGAGGAGGCCAUCGCUGCCCUGUUCCAGCUGGCCAGUUUCAUGCUGGUGAUCGGUCUGGUGUCGUUCUACAGGAUCGGGCCGCGUACAAACCUGUCGUACUCGUGCUACGUGAACAUCGCGGCGUGCCUGUUGGCCACGCUGGCCGCCGCCAUGCUGAUCUGGAACAUUCUGCACCGGCGGGACGACUGCACGGGACCGCCCGUCAUCGUCAUCAGGCGCUCGCUCGCCAUGAACUUCACACCGCGCAUAGAAAACGAAUAUGUGGAGUCGCCGUGCUGACACACACACACAUAGACAAAGGCACAACACGCAUGUGGAACUCUUACGGCAGAGCCACGCACACACACACACACACACACACACACACACACACACACUGAAAAAUAAGUUUUAAGGACUUAAGAUAUAUAACUAGCUAGCUAACUGUAAAGUAAUAUUUAAUAACAGCAACAGCGCUUCUGAAUUCUGAUUGGCCAGAAGGUGUUGAUUAGUUUUCUAUAACAGUAGCUCUGACAGUAGUGCAGGUUUAUAUUAACGCACUCGCUCUACUUGGUUUGAUUUCUAUAGUAUCAGCUCGUUCACAGCGGCGUGUGCCGUACCCUGCCAUGUAUGGAAGGAGUCUCCAGUCUCAGCGCUUUGUAACAGCUGUAGCUUUAUGUUUUCAUCGUCGCCAGGACAGAGGAGUCUGCGCUACUCAGCAACGUUAAAGAGAAAAAAGAGAGAAGAAGUGAGGAAAUGACUGGAACUAACUAUAAACAAGUAACAUGUAUUGUGUGUUCCUCAGGAGAUGCACAAUAAGUCUGACGUAGGAGGAAUAAAACCUUUAGCGAGGUUCUGUUACAGGAAAAUAAUCAACACUGGGGCGUUAAUGGGAACUUUGCUUCAUCACACCACAUCACUUUGCAUUUUGCUAUAACACACACACACACACACACACACACACUUGUAUAUUAGUUAAAUAACUUAUGCAAUGUAUAAUAUUUAUAAAUUAUAAAGAUGUUGGACAACACAGAUUCUUAUUAGUGGACACACAGAAGCUUCAAGUGUUAGAGGACAAUAAAACAUAAAGCACACACUCUCUCUCUCAAACACACACACACACACACACACACAGGAGGACCUUGCUUGUAAUAUGGACCUUCUGGUGUUGCUCUCAGUGUGGACCGAAGUGAUCUUAUCCCUGUUAGCGGAGCUCCUUCAUGGAUAUCCCGUACAUCAACCCCGCCCAUGCCCCCGCCCCUGCCACGCCCAUCUGUCUCUUCCCGCAGAUCAAGCUGGAUCUUGACUUUAAUCUAUUCUCCACACUCACAGCUAUUUUUUUAAAAUAUAUAUAUAAAGACAGUAAAUGUAUAAGUUGGUACCAAAAAAGGAAUUGUAAAGUCAGUGAUGUGGUCUUCAACACUUCAACCCGCCGGCUGUAGGUGAUCACUAACAGAGUGUAGAUCUUUACAGCAGCUCAGUAUCGUAGAGACGGCGCGGCGUCUCGUCACUAGUCUGCUUAAGGUACCUGUAUUUAACUCUAUAGAGUUGUGCUGAGUAUAUUAUAGAAUUUAAUUCCAGAUAUAAUAUCCCACGUACACACCAGCACUCUAUACAACCCGUCACCUUUACCCUGAUCAGGAAUUAUUAUUAUUAAAAAAAAAAAAAUGAAUGACAUAUUAUUAAAAAUAAAGAUAAUAAUAAUAAUAUAAUAAUAAUAAAAACUUUACUACAACUGUUUUCAGUC
Clarias gariepinus (North African catfish) is the source of this 2865-nucleotide messenger RNA. RefSeq names its product transmembrane protein 204 (gene tmem204). The record is from RefSeq and is a predicted model, not a curated record. The transcript is spliced from 3 exons. The coding region runs from base 729 to 1418 and encodes 229 amino acids. NCBI's taxonomy places the organism in Eukaryota, Metazoa, Chordata, Actinopteri, Siluriformes, Clariidae.